CGUUUUGCAUCAUUACACGGGUAGUAAAUUGUCAUGUGCUAUAGUGCAACUAUGCCCCAGAGACGAACGCGAAAAGUUAGCCAGAACUCGGAUGGGCAAGAAGAAGGCCUGCCAAGCCGGGCGCAAAGACGUCAGAUGCUUCAAAGGAAAAAGGAGUUAUUCAUUCAACAAUUUGAAAAGGAAGCACAAGAACGGCUAAAUGAAAUGGAAUCAAAUCUACAGCAACUGUUGGCGACGGUGGACCGGGCAUUCAAAGUUUUGAUCAUGAAGACCCCACAGUCUAUCUUGAAUACUUUACUAAAGGAUGUAAUCGAUUCAGCCGACAACGAUCAAGUUGGAGAAGUCACAAUUGCAGUCGAGGCACAAUCUCCUGAGAUGCACAAACCUCUCACUAGAAAACCUUCCAAGAGAGGUAAAGUGAGUGAGCCAUCGACACUGAAGGCCACACAAAGCAAGAGGGCAGCAGGUCCUGAGAAAAGGAGCAAGGCCAUGUCCAUGGACGCCAAAGAUGGAAAACCCCUGAGGUGUGCUACCACUGUAAGUGCAAAACGAACUCAGUCCCGUUUUGCCAGUGUUGGCGACAUGUCUCGGCCUGGACCUAAAGCCAGGCCUAUUUCACGAUCAGUCGGCGACGACGAUGAUAUGUCAAGCAAAGUUCUUCCCAACUGUGUAGCAGUUAUCACAACUGCCCAGGGAGAGACCCUUUUGCUAAGUGAAGAAAAUAAAGAUGCGUUUAACUGUGCAAAGGUGGACGAUGUAGCACUUCUCCAUAUGGAGAAACUACGGGAUUUAAUGGACCACUUUUGCAACAAAGUGAAGAGUACAAUAUAAUUGCCAAUAUCAUUUUUUGUUUUUAAAGUUUGUCCUUUUGAAUGUAACCAGAUUGAAAAUAAAGUAAUGUUUUAUAAUGCUA
Messenger RNA from Clupea harengus (Atlantic herring), 913 nucleotides. It is a transcript of the gene cdca9, whose product is annotated as cell division cycle associated 9. NCBI's taxonomy places the organism in Eukaryota, Metazoa, Chordata, Actinopteri, Clupeiformes, Clupeidae. Gene Ontology annotation, biological process: mitotic sister chromatid segregation. Gene Ontology annotation, cellular component: chromosome passenger complex; chromosome, centromeric region; spindle midzone. The record is from RefSeq and is a predicted model, not a curated record.